UCUGCCAGAGACCCGCGAUCGCUGGUUGCUCGAAAAUUAAGCACGUAUAAAUCCGAAUUCGCGAUCGACGGUCGAGAAGCGACCCAUUUUACAAAGAUAAGGCGCCUCCUUGCGUUCUCCAUAUUCUGCCGUUUCUCGCGAUCGGUACACUCUCGCUUCUUUCCGCUUUUCGUUCCACCGCCGGACACCGGCGGGAAUAAAUAUGAUUCGCGGACACGCGAGUCGUCAGAGUCACGCGAGAGUCACCGGUCAACAGGAUACUCGGCGGCCGAUAACGAGCUGUUACAUAAAUCGCGCUCAUCGGCGAGGACGAGAGAAGAAUCGUAUCAGUGGUGGGAACACGUCUACUGUCCUCCAUGACUCAAGCUCUGCAGACUCACGGAGUUAUUCCGGACGUGGUGGACAAGGUGCCCGCUGACGUUCUGAACGUCACUUAUCCCAAUAAUCUUGCUGUUGAGAUCGGCAAGGUGCUCACUCCGACUCAGGUCAAGGAUCAGCCCACUGUUCAGUGGGACGGAGAAGCAAAUGCCUUUUACACACUGUGCAUGACUGAUCCCGACGUUCCAAGCAGGCAGGAACCUAAAUUGCGCGAAGGGCAUCACUGGUUGGUAGGCAAUAUUCCCGGAUCGGAUGUGAGUAAGGGAGACACCCUGUCUGCGUACAUCGGUUCCGGACCUGCCAAGGGUACAGGUCUUCACCGUUAUGUCUUCCUGUUGUACAAACAACCUGGCCAGCUCACUUUCGACGAGAAGCGCUUGACCAAUCGAAGCAGUAAAAACCGCGGCAAGUUCUCCAUCAGGAACUUUGCCGCUAAGUAUAAUCUCGGCGAUCCGAUUGCCGGCAAUAUGUACCAGGCGGAAUUUGACGAUUACGUGCCGAUUCUGUAUAAGCAGUUCGAGGGUUAAUUUUUUACAAUGCAUACGAUAUAAUAUUUGCGAUGGUACACAUAUUUAUACGUAAAGAUGUAUAUCCAACUGUUUGUUGAAUAAAUGCACACGCACUUUACAAUGUA
Vollenhovia emeryi is the source of this 1012-nucleotide messenger RNA. RefSeq names its product protein D2-like. The record is from RefSeq and is a predicted model, not a curated record. Lineage: Eukaryota; Metazoa; Arthropoda; Insecta; Hymenoptera; Formicidae. The coding region runs from base 357 to 905 and encodes 182 amino acids. The transcript is spliced from 3 exons.